Brassica rapa (field mustard) is the source of this 2537-nucleotide messenger RNA. RefSeq names its product nodulation protein H. Lineage: Eukaryota; Viridiplantae; Streptophyta; Magnoliopsida; Brassicales; Brassicaceae. The record is from RefSeq and is a predicted model, not a curated record.
UUAGUUCAGAUGGUGCUGGCGGGUACCUUCAGUUCACUGUCCUGACUUAGUUUCAGCGCCGUUGCGGGUACCUUUAGUUCACUGUCCUAACUUAGUUUCAGCGCUGUUCCACAUAUAUUAUAGGCUCCACUCACAAGUGAGUUUCAGCUAUAAAUGUAAAAUAAAACAAAAAUAAAAAAGAAUAAACAAUACCUUAAAGAAAAAAUUAGAUAGAUAAUUAGGCCCUAAGCGGUCGUUUAUACUGCUUCUGAAGCGGGCCGUGCCUAUUCAGUUCUUGUGCGCGCCUUGCUCACUCUAAACAGUUUUUGAGCUCAUAUUACUUUUGUUUAUGUCUCCUCUCUAUUGCUUAUUACUUUAGAUGCUGAGAAUAAAUUAGCAAACUGCUGUAUGUUUCGUAAAUUCUCGCUUUCUAUAGUAAACCCUUUUGCAAAAAGAAAAAAAAAUUAUCACUUGUUUUGUAACAUCUCUGAAAUAUGAAAAUGUAACAAAACUAAGAGCAUGCAAGUUUUGUCGGUUGUGGAGUUGUACGAGCACAGGAAAAAAAACUAGUGGUACAGGGAAAAUAAGAAAGUGAAUCAGAUAGAUUAAUUCAAACUCUAACCCGAGAAUCCGAGAAUCCAAUAACUAAAAAAGAAAAGCACAAGUCAAACCUAAAAGUAUGGAAUGGCUCACACGUUAAUUAUUGUUUUUAUAACACCAUUAAUUAUGUUCAGAAAGGAAGAUGCCAUUGUGUUCGUGUCGGAAACAUACAUAAAACGAUGUCGUUUCUUUAACUCAAUAGACUUUCGUCUCGAAGCUUGCGCUUUCAAUAUUAUGAUUUUUUUUGGGGUUCCCCUAAAGUUUCUUAUGUGCAAGUCCGAACAUCUAAAAGCUCCACAAACAACGUCUCUCUCGUGCAUCUCUUAAUCAUUAUUUUUUAAAUCAAUUUUUUUCUGAGACUGCUCUUCGUUUUUCCUUUUAAUUUUCUUUCUUUAUUAAUGUAAUGGACUGAUCAGAGAAAAGCCACUUUAUGUUUUUUUUUUUUCAUUAUUCUGUUUAUUUUUAAUUUAGCUGGACGGUGUGUCUGAAUAAUUCAAUGCCUUUCUCUUCUUCUCCUUUCUAAAUCUCUCUCCUCUCCUCUGAACCGAAGAAGCUAUGGGCGACGAACACUCUCUCAUCCCAAAGUUACAGGAUAGUUUCGUUUUCAAGCUCCCUAAAAAAUCCCCACUUGUGUUGAGAAUGGUUGUUCUCAUGUUUGUGAUGGUCUGCGCUGUCUACAUUUGCUCAAUCUGUCUUAAACAAAUCGGUGUCGUCCCGAGCGCUGGUUUCUUGAACGUCGAAGUGUUUGAGAAGCCUUGUCCUGAGCCUAACAUCGAACCAUGGGACAUACCAUAUGUACAUUACCCCAAACCCAAGACAUACAAACGGGAGGAAUGUUCGUGCAAUCCAGUUAGGUAUUUUGCGAUUCUAUCAAUGCAGAGAUCUGGUAGCGGCUGGUUUGAGACUUUGCUAAAUAAUCAUACUAACAUAAGCUCCAACGGAGAGAUCUUCUCGGUUAAAGAUAGGAGGGCUAAUGUCUCCACCAUUUUCGAGACCUUGGACAAAGUAUAUAAUCUAGAUUGGUUGAGUAGUGCUUCUAAGAAUGAGUGCACUUCUGCCGUUGGUUUGAAGUGGAUGCUUAAUCAGGGUCUAAUGAAACACCAUGAAGAGAUAGUAGAAUACUUCAAAACUAGAGGCGUCUCUGCUAUAUUCCUCUUUAGAAGAAACCUCUUGCGCCGGAUGAUUUCAGUUCUUGCAAACUCUUACGAUAAAGAUGCUAAGCUAUUGAACGGUACUCACAAGUCCCACGUCCAUUCCCCUAAAGAGGCUGAGAUACUGGCGCGGUAUAAGCCGUUAAUCAACACAACCCUUUUGAUAGCUGAUCUGAAGCAAGUUCAAGAGAUGACUACAAAAGCACUUUCUUACUUCAAUACCACUCGCCAUAUCUUCCUCUAUUACGAAGACGUUGUCAAGAACCGCACCAGACUAGAUGAUGUGCAAGAGUUUCUAAAGGUUCCAAAACUUAAUUUAAAGAGCCGGCAAGUGAAGAUUCAUCACGGUCCUUUGUCACAGCACGUGCAGAACUGGGAAGAGGUUCAAAAGACACUGAACGGGACUGGUUUUGAGAACUUUAUUCUUGAAGAUUACCGCAAGUGAAUUAAACACAGUAGGAGAGAGUGAUGUACAUAAACCUCUCUCAGGAUAAUGGUCAGACCAUCCAUCAACUUGUAGGAAAAUUUUUGCUAGUGCCACAAGCAGGUUUUGGCAAAUCUUUUUAUCUUUUAGUUUUCUCUUCUAAUCAAGGUGGUAGAUUUUAAUUUGAUUCAUUCUUUAUCAGGGAGCUAAGAUUUAUAUUGUAAUCAGAAACGACGAUCUGGUUCAUCCUCUUAAUUUGCUUCUAAUGAUUAGAUCAGUUUGUCACCAAAUAUGGUUUGUUAUGUAAACUUGAGGCAAACGGGAUCAAAAGCUCUUUCUUCUCUCUGUUGUUUCAUUCAGUCCUAUUCUUCUUAUGCUUGGAA